AUGUCAGCUACCGCCGUUUUCGAGCGUCGGAACAAACAGAUCCAGGAUGCCAUCGAUGGUCAGAAUCUCAAGCAGGCCCUGCAACUCUGUGAGAAGCGGCUCAAGAGGGGCGAGGAUUCUCAUUUCCUGAGGGCAUGGAAAGCACAUAUCCUCUUCAGCCAUGCUGACGACAUCCAUCGCCAACGCGGCAUUUCCGAGACGCUCCAGCUAUGCCACAUUGAACCCCCAGUUUCCGACAUAGAUGCAUUGAAUAUGCUAUAUACUACUCUAAAGAGCAUUGAUGAGCAUGCGGAAUCUGCGCUCGAGAUAUGGCAGAAAGCGGCAAAGGCCAGACCCCAAGCACUCGAUAUCCAAUUGAGAUGGUUCACACUGGCAACAGAAGUAGGCGACUGGAAAGCUGCACAGAAGGCAGCUAUGAGCCUUCAAAAUAACUUUCCGAAGGACCGCAAGUUCUAUUUCUGGGCCAUUUUCAUGUGCUACCUAAUCAGCAUAGACCCAGCGAAUUCGGAAACAGAUCGUAAGCUCUUCGGCACACUUGCCUACCGCAUGAUAUCGAAAGCUGCGGCCAACGUACCUAGUGAUCCGAAAGAGUUACUGAGCCCGCCUAGAGCAAUACAAACCUCCGAAGAGCUCUUCCUAUUAAUCAAGAUCUUCAACACACAAGAGAGCUACGAGGAAAUUGUGCAUUUACUCAAUAGCCAGAAUUUGGGCGUCGAAUCACGCAUUGCUCAGAACGAUUGGUCAUUUGUCAGCGCGAAAAUCGCAAGUCUUGAGAAUGCUGGGCUAUGGGAUGAAGCGUUGUCGUUUACACGGGAGUUACUUAGUCUUCCAAACGAACUAGCAAAUGGUUCGGCAGCAGCGGCUGCUCAAGAAAAGGAUGAUUGGCUAGUUUGGAGCCUUCUCCUUAAGUCAACUGAGAAGUCAGGGAAAAAGGAGACAGCACGAGAAACCCAGAUUUUCAUUGAGGAUUACAUCGAGAGGCGACCAAAGUCACGGAAUGCUCAGUUGGCCGGUCUUGACUUGGUUGAGCAACGAAUUGCGACCCAGGAGUUUUCUAUGGGAGACCUUCUCUCAGCAUGCAAAAAAUAUUUCGACCGCAAUAGUAACAAACUCUAUUGUUUCCAUGACUUGCGCAAAUAUUUAAUUAAACUGGACCUCUCGAUGCAGGACGAAUUUCAAGCUCAUGUUUCCCAAGCCGUAGUCGCAGGACAAGAUGCGGAUGAUAAGAAACAGGUUACCGACCCUUUCAAGGGCGUUGCAGCUAUUAAUGCACUCAAGUUUGAAUACUGUUUCAAGCUGUCAUUCGGUGGUGACAAGGUAUCAGCACAAAGGGCGGAAGAUUUUGUCUCUCGUUGCCUCCGCAUUUACCGGAGCACUGAAAGACCUAACGACACCUCUCCAUCUACUAUCGAGAGCCAACCCAGCGAUGACCUGUGUAUUUUAGCUGUUAUGGGACUAAUUCGGCUUCACGAACCAGCCUUUGGGACCAAUCCCAAUGCCGCCCCCCAUGCCGUGCUGACCCAAGCUGCCGGGCUCAUCGAGAACCUGCUUCUUAAGUCACCCCAUAAUUAUGAGGCUCUUCUGCUCCUAGUUCGAAUCUACCUCCUCCUUGGUGCAGGAUCAUUAGCUCUGAAGACUUUCCAUAAAUUAUCCGUCAAGCAAAUGCAAUACGAAACAGUCGCACAUAACCUCUUUACUCGCCUGGCCUCAACACACCCCCACGCUCCUCCCCCAUAUGAAGGGUUGGAGAAAAAGGACUACGAUCCACAGGCUUCCAUGAGACAGGCUUUGAUAUUUUAUCGAAACUCAGAGACUGCGACGGCUCUUUCACGAAACAUUGGCCUGGAGCAUGGAAGCUACUUCAAUGUAUCUGGAAGUAUAAAGCUGCAGAAUGACCUGAAGAAUAGUAUCUGUCGAAGAAUGUGGGCGUUGGAAACGCGGAGGAUUCAGCGGCUGGUUGGCGGUGACUCAGUGGGACAAUAUGAUCAUAUUGUCUCUAAUACAGACCCAAUCGUUGACAACCGAAACUUCGAUGGCUUCAUGAACUGCGAACUCCCGGGUAAAUCUAGUUUUGAGGAGCGUGUUCGUCUCGGGCCCAGGCCAGGCUCUCAUACCGUCAAAGUCAUGACUAUCACCGACACACUAUUCAGUUUCCUCAACAGCAACCUGUCAAUGAAAAAGACAUCAUCUGCCCCACCAUCGUCUCCGUCAUCCAAUGUCGACUUAUCCCACUAUCUCGACCUCGACUUUGACCUCGACUUCCCCCUUCCAUUAACCGAAUUAACGCCCGCCGAAAUCGAAAAUGCAAACAUCCAUCUCACCCUGCUGAAAGUCCUCGCAACACUUACCACAGACACGACUUUUAAACAAUCCUCCACACCCGGAACCUCGAUAACCACGCAUUUCACGACUCUCGAAGACUUCCUAACCCAAAAGUCCACAACCCUAACCCCAUCAACCGCGAUCCUCCCCACCACCAUCACACUCUCCCUAAACUCCAGCGCCCCUUCCUGGCUCUAUUUACACAACACCAUCUCCCUCCUCGAAACCUUAAAAGCUGUCACCCUCUUCAUCACCUACAUCUCGACAUCAAAGGCAAAACUUCCUGCCGCAUUGGCGAAACUCGUUCCCACAACAGAGAAACUCGAGUCCCUUACAAAUCUUGUCAGACAAAUCGUGGAAAUUAUUCAGAAUAACACUCGCUUUUUGAAGAUGCAGAUUGCCGAGUCGGGGAUGUUGGGGGAGUUAGUAGAAUGGGUUACAGGUGGAUAUGAUUGCGAGAAGACGUUUAGUUUGGGUGGCCAGGGUGGCCAGGGUGGAAAGGAGGUUGGAGUGGUUAGGAGAGAAAUUGAGGAGUUAAUGGAUACGGCAUCGCUGGAGUUGUUUUGUGGGUCGUUGAUGGAGAGUUGGGAUGAAGCUCUUGAUGGGGUUUUGGUUAUGUGCGGGCAUUUGAGUUGA
Paracoccidioides brasiliensis Pb18 is the source of this 2958-nucleotide messenger RNA. RefSeq lists its product as uncharacterized. The transcript has 8 exons. The coding region runs from base 1 to 2958 and encodes 985 amino acids. The record is from RefSeq and is a predicted model, not a curated record. Gene Ontology annotation, biological process: N-terminal peptidyl-methionine acetylation. Gene Ontology annotation, cellular component: NatB complex; cytoplasm. Gene Ontology annotation, molecular function: protein-N-terminal amino-acid acetyltransferase activity.